This is a messenger RNA of Jaculus jaculus (lesser Egyptian jerboa), 725 nucleotides long. It is a transcript of the gene Hs3st6, whose product is annotated as heparan sulfate-glucosamine 3-sulfotransferase 6. Bases 4 to 612 code for a protein of 202 amino acids. The record is from RefSeq and is a predicted model, not a curated record. Gene Ontology annotation, molecular function: [heparan sulfate]-glucosamine 3-sulfotransferase activity. The transcript has a single exon. Lineage: Eukaryota; Metazoa; Chordata; Mammalia; Rodentia; Dipodidae.
CUGAUGCCACGUACCCUGGAUGGGCAGGUCACCAUGGAGAAGACCCCCAGCUACUUCGUGACAAGGGAGGCUCCCCGACGCAUCCAUAGCAUGUCGCCGGCUACCAAGCUGAUCGUGGUGGUGCGGAAUCCAGUGACCCGGGCCAUUUCUGACUACGCCCAGACGCUCUCCAAGACCCCAGGCCUGCCCAGCUUCCGCGCUCUGGCCUUCCGCCGCGGCCUGGGCCCUGUCGACACGGCCUGGAGUGCCGUGCGCAUCGGCCUCUACGCCCAGCACCUGGACAACUGGCUGCACUACUUCCCCCUGUCACACUUCCUGUUUGUCAGCGGCGAGCGCCUGGUCAGCGACCCCGCCGGGGAGCUGGGCCGCGUACAGGACUUUCUGGGCCUCAGACGCGUGGUCACCGACAAGCACUUCUACUUCAAUGCCACCAAGGGCUUCCCUUGCCUCAAAAAGGCCCAGGGCAGUGGCCGCCCCCGCUGCUUGGGUAAAUCCAAGGGCCGGCCUCACCCCCGGGUGCCUGAGGCUGUGAUCCAGCGCUUGAAGGCUUUCUACCGGCCCUUCAACCGCAAGUUCUACCAGAUGACUGGCCAGGACUUUGGCUGGGACUGAGGACGGCCCCGCCAGCCCUGCCCCAGACACCCAGCAACUUUAAUUUAUGUCUGUCCACCUGGCCAGGCAGGCUGCUACACGUGCUGACUAGAGCGGAUAUUUAAGAAAUAAAG